GUCCUUGAGUAAUAACGCACAACUUUAUACCUGCUCAGGCCCCAAAUUGUAUGAUCACUUGUAUAUAGACAGGCUUUCAUUUUCUUCUAUUUCCACUGCGAUGGGAAAACGGAGAAGGACAACCGAAGGAGCAUCCGACAUCAGUGACCUAUCUCAAGUACAGAAUGCAUUUUUACCACAGAAAAAACAUUAUCGGCAGCGAGCUCAUGCAAAUCCUUUUUCAGACCACUCCCUGGAAUACCCCUGUUCUCCUCAAAAUGUAGACUGGAAUGAGCAUUAUCCAGCCUUUUCUGGAACAGGCAAAUCACCUGAGUUCGCCGACAUAGGUUGCGGUUUUGGUGGCCUGCUCAUAGCCCUCGCACCCCUCUACCCCGACACCCUCAUGCUCGGGAUGGAAAUACGCGUUCAAGUAUCCGAGUAUGUCCGCGACCGUAUUGCCGCACUGCGUGCUACGAGUUCGAGCUCACAAUCACCCUCGUCAUCCUUUCAAAACGUAUCUAUAGUCCGCGCUAACGCCAUGAAAUUUCUUCCGAACUAUUUCCCAAAACAUUCGCUAUCUGCCAUAUUUUUCCUUUUCCCAGAUCCUCAUUUCAAGUCCCGUAAACACAAAGCUCGCAUCAUUUCACCCACACUCCUCGCAGAAUAUGCUUAUGCCCUUCGGCCUGGCGGAGUUAUCUACACAAUCACUGAUGUGCACGAUCUUCACGAGUGGAUGAAAUCUCACCUCGAAGCAUUCCCUCUUUUUGAAGGUAUAAGCGAGGAAGCGCUGCGAUCGCAGGGUUGUGGUCCUAUAUUAGAUGCAGUGUACAGCAGCACAGAGGAAGGCAAAAAGGUGGAAAGGAACGGAGGUGGUAAGUGGCUGGCAUGCUUCAAAAGAAUAGAAGCGACACGAAAUGUGUAAAGGAAUACGUUAGUUACAGUCUGUUUCAAUUGUUAAGUACCAAUGAUUUUAAAAUACACGUGAAAACGGGUAGAAUUCUAUCU
Serpula lacrymans var. lacrymans S7.9 is the source of this 984-nucleotide messenger RNA. RefSeq names its product guanine-N7--methyltransferase. NCBI's taxonomy places the organism in Eukaryota, Fungi, Basidiomycota, Agaricomycetes, Boletales, Serpulaceae. Gene Ontology annotation, cellular component: tRNA methyltransferase complex. Bases 101 to 901 code for a protein of 266 amino acids. The record is from RefSeq and is a predicted model, not a curated record. The transcript has 3 exons. Gene Ontology annotation, biological process: tRNA methylation; RNA (guanine-N7)-methylation. Gene Ontology annotation, molecular function: tRNA (guanine(46)-N7)-methyltransferase activity.